Aspergillus campestris IBT 28561 is the source of this 2827-nucleotide messenger RNA. RefSeq names its product BRCT domain-containing protein. Gene Ontology annotation, biological process: double-strand break repair; DNA double-strand break attachment to nuclear envelope. Lineage: Eukaryota; Fungi; Ascomycota; Eurotiomycetes; Eurotiales; Aspergillaceae. Bases 114 to 2684 code for a protein of 856 amino acids. The record is from RefSeq and is a predicted model, not a curated record. The transcript is spliced from 4 exons. Gene Ontology annotation, cellular component: Cul8-RING ubiquitin ligase complex; nucleus.
UUGCCCUCCCUUGCCUACUUAAACUUCCCUAAGAUUGGAACAUCCACAACCCUCACUCUAGACCCGUGUAUAUCAAUACCCCAAAGAAAGCGCCCCCAAACGAAACACCCACCAUGGUGGGCCAAAACGAGCAGUUCCUCCUCUUCGAACAAUGCAAGGUCUGCAUUAUUUGUUCUAAAGAUCUCUCGCCCGAUACAGCGCAUCAAAUUGCGUCCACCCUCGAAGAACAUGGCGCCGAGUCGGUCAUCUACGAGCCCCCAGCGACCUUCCCCGCGCUGUCGGAUUUCACCCAUCUCCUGUCCUGCACAGUCGACUUCCCGGCCUUUGACGAUGCGAACGACACCCUGAUCCCCGUCGUCAAACCGCAAUGGCUCCAGGCCUCCCUGUCGAAGCGCAAGCUCGCCAACCCGCGACAGUACAGCCCCGACCCGAGGCUGUUCCUCAACGAUGUGGUCGUGACGUGCGGGGACAUCCCCGAGGGAGAUAAGGAUGCCAUUAUCGGUGGGGUGCUGGCGAAGGGUGGACUGUACAGUCCCAAGGUGUCCCAGAUGGUGACGCAUUUGGUCGAUUUAACGGCGGAUUCGGACAAGGCGCGAGUGAUCUUGGCGAAGAAGUUGAAUGCUCGCAUAGUGCUGCCGCAUUGGUUCGACGACUGUUUGAAACUCGGACGCCGCAUCGACGAGCGCCCUUAUACCCUCCCCGAUCCUGAAAUCCUCCGUGCGGGCCACGAUGCGCCCAUCCGGAACUCCGAAAACCGCGACAUCGUCGGCGCUUCGACUCCCGAGCCCACAAACCUACCUACCCCCAUGAUGUCUCCGCAAAAGCGUCCCAGGCUAGACGUGUUCGAGGGCCGACAGGUCGCGCUGUCCAACGACCUAGGCAUCGGCCCGCAUCUCCUGGGCUCGAUCACGGAUAUCAUCAAGCAAGGCGGGGGCUCCGUGACGUCGGACGUCGCCAAAGCGAAUAUCGUGAUCUGCCGCUAUAGAGAAGGCGUCUCGUACCGCCUGGCCUCAAGACUAAACAAAGAAGUGGGCAACCUCUCAUGGUUAUAUCACCUAAUGACAUACAACACGUGGACCUCGCCCCUCCGACGCCUCCUCCACUACCCCGUCUCGCGCGCAGGAAUCCCCGGGUUCAAAGGCUUGAAAAUCAGCCUGUCCAACUACGUCGGCGAAGCCAGAGCCUACCUAGAGAACCUAAUCGCAGCCACCGGCGCAGAAUGCACCAAAACCUUAAGACAGGAAAACACCCACCUCGUAACCGCCCACGGCAACAGCGAGAAAUGCAACGCCGCCAAGGAAUGGGGCCUGCAAGUUGUCAACCACUUGUGGUUGGAAGAAAGCUACGCGAAGUGGAAAUUACAACCUGUCUCAGACCCCCGCUACACGCAUUUCCCUCGCCGGACUAACCUCGGCGAGGUCGUUGGCCAGACUCGUCUUGAUAAGGCUAUCCUUGAGCAUCUCUUCUUUCCGUCUGAGCCGCAGUCGCCCGAUGAGGUCCCCCGCCGUGCUAUGCAGAAUAAGGAUCAAAACGCGGCGGCUGCGAAAGCGUCGGGGUCUAUGGACCCGCCGCCGCCGGCUAGAGAGGACGAUGAUGCGCUCGUGUCAGGGAGCGCCACGCCAGUUGCGAAAUCGCGCAGCAAAGCGCCCGACAAUAAGAAGCUACACACGCCAGCCCGAUCUCGACUGACGUCUGAAGGAAAAGAAAACGACACGCCGUCUUCGACGAGUAGUCGGAAGUCAAAGGACGCUGCAACGGCCCGUCUCCAUGAAAUCGCUCCGGAUAUUGCGCUGUACGAGAAAGAGAAGAAGCGCGUGGGUGGGGUUAUCUACGGCGGUCGGAGGAAAUCCGACGAGGAUCGAGUGGCGAUGGGCAAGAAGCGCAGGUCGGCUGAGCCGGAGGUGGAAAGUGAUGCUGAGGAAGCUGGUGAUGCUAAGAGGCUGAAGAAGUCUAAGCCGUCGGUGACGAUGCAUCUUUUGAUUACGGGGUACCAGCCCUGGGUGGGGCAUGUGAAGAGGGAAGAUGCUGAUAAGCGACAACUUCGAGAACUCGGAAUCCUGGUGGUCCAAGACGCCCGGAGGUGUUCCCAUGUCGCCGCUCCCAGUAUCCUGCGGACCCCCAAGUUUGUCAACGCGCUCGCGUACGGACCAGACUUUGUCACUGUCGAUUUUAUUGCGCAAUGCCUGAAGGAGGACGAACUCCUAGACCCAGCCAGCUUCCCACUCCAAGACAAGGCCGCCGAAAAACGAUACGGCUUCACGCUCGACAAGGCCCAGACGCGGGCUAAGAAGAACAAGAACAAGCUGCUCAAGGGGUAUCAAGUGCAAUGCGUGGAAUCAAUCCGCGGCGGGUUCGACGCCUUCAAAUCUAUCGUUGACGCCAACGGAGGCGAAUGCUCCCUCUUCCGCGGACGCGUCACGCAUCAAACGCAGCGGGAAGAAAGCGCGGAAAGCGAGGACGAGGACAGCGACGAUCCGAGUCAAAAGGAGGUGUACCUUCUCAGCAGUGCGACGCCCGACCAUCAGCGGUUAUGGCCCCGGUUCCGGCAGAUGGCGCAGGGGAUGGGCAAACGGCCGCGGAUUGUGCGGGUGGACUGGCUUCUGGAUAUUGCCAUGUCGCAGGAGCUGCAUACCGCGGAUGCGUACGAGUUGAAUGAGGGGAUGGUCGAGGAGUUGGAGAAUUGAAUAGAUAGCUUGAGUCGAUGCUGGGCUGGUGUUGUAUAUCUCCGUUGUUACUUGGGAGUAACUGGAUCUCGGGAUUCUGUUUGUUCUUUUUUGAGGAAACUCAUUUGUAUAUUGCAUGCAUGUAUGCAUACCGUCCAUACGUU